Molecule: messenger RNA, 1143 nt
Organism: Penicillium nucicola
Lineage: Eukaryota; Fungi; Ascomycota; Eurotiomycetes; Eurotiales; Aspergillaceae
Product: asparaginase ahrA
Exons: 2
Coding region: 1-1143 (380 amino acids)
Molecular function (GO): asparaginase activity
Source: RefSeq, a predicted model, not a curated record
AUGGGCUUUCAUUUCAAUACAUGCCUUGUCUCAGCUUUGGCUGCCACGGGCUAUGCCUCUUCCUUGAUCCAAGCCCGAGCAUCUAACAACACGUCAUAUACCAACUCGAACGGGUUGAAGUUUAAUAACUUCAAUACUUCGCUGCCCAAUAUCACCCUUCUAGCGACAGGCGGCACCAUUGCCGGCACAAGCGACGACAAAACCGCCACAGCAGGCUACGAAUCUGGCGCAUUGUCAAUCACCAAGCUGCUAAGCGGAAUCCCAGAGAUCAGCAAAGUCGCCAAUGUGGCCGCCGUCCAAGCGACAAACGUCAACAGUGGCGAUGUCUCCUCAACCCUCCUCCUAAAUCUAACCCACACUCUCCAAACAACCGUCUGCGAUGACCCCACCAUGUCCGGCGCCGUAAUCACACACGGCACAGACACCCUGGAAGAAUCAGCCUUCUUCAUUGACGCAACCGUAAACUGCGACAAGCCCAUCGUCUUCGUGGGCUCGAUGCGUCCUUCCACGGCCAUUUCCGCCGACGGCCCAAUGAACCUGCUGCAGGGUGUGACUGUUGCUGCCGAUGAGGACGCCACGGGGCGUGGUGCGCUCGUUGUGCUGAAUGACCGGAUCGUUUCCGCUUUCUUUGCGACGAAGACGAAUGCUAAUACUGUUGAUACGUUCAAGGCGUAUGAGCAGGGGAGUCUGGGAACUAUCGUUUCCAACACGCCGUAUUUCUAUUACCCUGCUGUGCAGCCGAAUGCGAAGCAUGCUGUUGAUGUUUCGGAUGUGGAUUCUGUUCCUAGGGUUGAUAUUCUCUAUGCUUAUGAGGAUAUGCGUGCCGAUUCGUUAUACAGUGCCGUUGAGAAUGGUGCCAAGGGCAUUGUGGUUGCUGGCGAGGGCGCUGGUGGUAUUUCCACUGACUUUGGUGAUGCUAUCAACGAUGUUGUUGCUAAGCAUGAUAUUCCGGUUGUUCUGAGUCAUCGCACGGUUAACGGGGAGGUUCCUACUGCUGAUAUCACGGGAGAGAACAGCAAGACUCAGAUUGCCAGUGGGUUGUUCAAUCCUCAGCAGUCGCGUAUCUUGGUUGGAUUGUUGUUGGCUGAGGGCAAAAAGGUCCAGGAGAUCAGGAAGGUCUUUGAAAAAGCUACCGUUGCUUGA